Molecule: messenger RNA, 6129 nt
Organism: Plasmodium gonderi
Lineage: Eukaryota; Apicomplexa; Aconoidasida; Haemosporida; Plasmodiidae
Exons: 1
Coding region: 1-6129 (2042 amino acids)
Biological process (GO): transcription by RNA polymerase III
Cellular component (GO): transcription factor TFIIIC complex
Molecular function (GO): protein binding
Source: RefSeq, a predicted model, not a curated record
AUGAAUACAAAGGCGGAUAGCAAAUAUGAAAAGAACAAAAACAUAACAAGAUCUUUUCAUAAGAAAAAUGUAAAUGAAGAUAGCGAAUAUAAUAGUGAUUCUUUCAUAGAACAUUUAUUUAACGUGAAUAAAAUAAACAAUAUUCAGGAAACGAAUCAUUCAUAUGAUCACCCUCAGUUUAAAAAUGACAAAUGGUAUAAUAACCGAUAUAAUGUAGAUGCAAGAAAUGAUACGGAAAAUAAUUCAAAUCCCUUUUUUGAAGUUGGAGUGCAGGAGCUUCAUGGGUUAAAUUGUAAUGGAAAUUUUCAAAAUGGAGAUCGUUACUCUCAUGGUGAGAGUGGUGGACGAAGCUGCUUUUAUGAAAAGAAAGGAGCACGAAAAGAAAGGGCCAUUGCUGGGUUAGUCCAUCGGGAAGAAGUGGAAGAAAGAGAAGAAGAUGAUGAAGUGGAGGAAAACGAAGAUGAGGAAGACAAAGAUGAGGAAGACGAAGAUGAGGAAGACGAAGAUGAGGAAGUGGAAGAUGAGGAAGUGGAAGAAAACGAAGAGGAUGUGAUGAAAUACUACUCAGUUGUGAAGAGUAACAAAAUGAAUGAUGAAAAUUUGGAGAAGAAAAUUGAUAAACUGUUAAAUUUUAAUAAAAAAAUUGAAACGUAUGAAGAAAAAAAAAAGAAAUUGAUACUAGGAUCAAUGAAUGAUGAUGAAAUUGAUCAUUGUUUAUAUGAUCAACAUGAAGAGGGGAAUUUUUUUAUGGAAUUUUUGGAAGAUCUAAGUCAUGUGAAAAACAAUUCCAUAACAGAAUCUGCAGAUUACGUGUGUCCAAAUUAUGAUAAAAAUAAAAGGAAUGAAUAUAAUGAAGAAAAAUCCAAAAUGUGUAAUAGUAUUGAAAUGUGUCAGAAUAAAAUAGUCCUCUCAGUUAAGAAUAGACAUGUUAUUUUUAAUGAAAAGAGGCUAUUAGAUAUUAAGAACAUAAAUUUGAAAAAUAUUAUGUAUUUUUAUUUUUGCUCCAAUGAAGAAUAUGUUUUUUCCUGUAUCCAAGAUGGAGCAAAACAUUUGUACACGUACGACUCAUACAUCUUUGAGAAUUAUGAUGAUAUGAGCAAUGUCACAAGCAAUUCCUUGUCAGAUGGAAAUUCCAAAUCUGAUUCCAUAACUGACGAGGAGCUACUCCUUCUCACAUAUAACAACACAGAUGAGGAAAUUUACAAUUACGACGAUCCUGGAUAUUAUUACAAUGAUGAAUAUGGUGAGGAAUUUGGAAGGAAGGACGAGUUUGGAAGUAGAGACAAAUUUUGCGAUAUUGAAGACUCUAACUUCUCCUACAUGCGUACGAGAAAAAAUCGCAGGAAAAAUAAAAAAGUGUGGAGAAAAAAAAAAUUCAGAAAAGGGAAAAAUCAGAAUGAGAAAAGCAUCACGUCCACCUGCGUUGAACCAACAAAAAUGAAUAGAGAAGUAGAACAGUUGAUGAAUAAAGCUAACAGUUAUUACAUUAACAAGAAUUUUGAGGAAUGCAUACUCAUUCUGGAGAAAGUGAUUAAAUUAUCCCCAAAUUUGCAGGACCCAUUUCAUCUUCUUGGUUUAAUAUAUGAAAGAGAAUAUAAGAACAUGAAAAAAGCAAUUAAUUAUUAUCUAAUUGCAGCUCAUUUAUCACAUAAUGAUUAUCUAGCAUGGUAUACUAUUAUAGACUUGUGUAAAAUUGAGAAACAGUAUAAUAUAAUUCUUUAUUGUCUUUAUAAAGUUUUGAAAAUAUAUAAGAAAAAAAGAGCAAAUCAGAAAAAGAAAAAUAUGAAGAAGAACCUACAUGUUGAUAAUGAUAUAGAUUAUAUAGAGAAAAAACACUACUCCAGUGUCAUCAUGAGAGAACAUGAUGAUGCAAUACAUUUUGAUAAUAAUAUAAGAGAGGAAGAAAAGGAACAUGUGAAAAAUGAAAAUAAAAUGGAAGAAAUGGAUGAUUUUAUGAAACAUUUAUAUUUUAACUUGGCUUUUACAUACAUAUUAUUGGGGGAUUACAAAAAUGGAUUAAAAUUUUUACUACAGUUACGAGAUAAUUGUGAAGGUUCCCUUGAUAUAAUCAUUGAUUUAUACAUUUGUAUAUGCUUGGUCUUAGUUAGGUCUCCAGAGGAAUGCUAUAACUUUUUGAAAAAUAUGUACCUAAGAGUCAUGAAAAAGAAACAAAAGUUAAGGAAAAUAAUAGCAGAUUCGACCAAUGCCAACUCGAUUGAAACACAAACUACUAGUGCCAAUUGGUCAUACGUAGAUAAAUCCAUUAUUUGUUUUUUCAUGCAAUCACAGAUAUUAAACAACAAAUAUGACGAAUGCAUCUUUCUGUACAUAACUCUUGCAAAAAUGUGCAAUGAAAAAAUACAUAUUGAUAUUUUUAUGCAGUUUAUAAAAUCUCUUGUGAUGAUUGGAAAUGUAGAUUAUCGUUAUUUAAAUAAGUGCUACUUCUUGAAUGCCAUUCGUGACAAUCAUACUUUCUAUGAAGAUCUUAUUUUUCAUCUAGCGGAAGCUUAUUACAUACGAUCCAUGUAUAAAAAUGCUAUAUAUUUUUACAAUUUGUUAUACAUUCAAAGGAAAGGUGUCUUUUUGCAAGAAAGUAAACCAAUAAAAGAUGAGGAGGAUCAGUUGGUUUUCCAUGAUUCAGUGAAUGGCAUGUCUGCACAGGGAGGUCACUUCAUCUGGGCAGCACCCGCUGUGGAAGAGGUGGAACAAAUGGAAAAAGUGGAAAAAGUAGGAACCAAGAAGCCAAAGCAGACCCAGGAGGGAAGGCGUGAGGAAAUGGUACCCACAAACAAUGCUAGAGAGAGCAGGGAGAUAGAAGCGAAAAAUCUUGUGAAGUAUGACAACAAAGUUCCUUUUUUGUCAAUGAUGUAUAAACUAGUAAAGUGCUACUACUACGUGGAUAAUUUCACAAAGGCAGAAAAGAUGAUUGUAAACAUUUUAAGAGACAAGAAUAUAGAAAAAAACCACAUAGAGAUAGACAUCAAAACGUUAUAUGUUGAUAUACUUUAUAAAUUGAAGAAGUAUAAUAGAUCGAUAAACAUAUUACUAAGCAUAAAGGAAAAGAAACUAAGAUUUAUGUGUUCCAUUCCAAACCCUCUUAGCAACAAAGAAAGAGAAAUUUUGCUUCUUAAAAUUUUAAAUAAAAAAAAUAAAUUACUAUUGUACAUAUCUCAUAAUAAGUACAUUUUGCAUAUGUUUUAUAUAUAUCAGAAAAAGAACAAGGUUUUUUACAAAUAUGACAAUUACAUUUCAAACAGAAAUAUAAAUGACAUUAUUCAGGUUAAGGUGAAUAUUUGUUUUUGCUACUUUUGUGUGAAGUACAAUUUUUCAAUUCUAAAUUAUUUGUACCUCUACAAUGUUUUAAAUUACCUUAACAGAAAGAACCCGAACGGACGAAUGGGUAGCGGUGGUAGAGUCGAUAGAGGUAGUAGCAGUGGUAGAGGUGACAGAAGAAGAAACAGACAGAGGAUUCUGAACCUGUACGCAUACAGGGAGUACUUGCUAUUUUUGGCAUCAUCCUUCCAGGUUUUUAAAAAGAGAAAGAAGUUGGAAGAUUUUGACAUCCAUUACAAGAAUAUGAAGUUAAUUGGAACGCGACUCUUCUAUAAGGAUGUGUUCAUCUUCGAUGUUAAUUCUUUAGCAGACUAUGGGGAGAAUGGGUUUGGCAAGAAAGAGCCAAAUGGGUUUGACAAGGAGGAGCCAAAUGGGUUUGACAAGGAGGAGCCAAAUAGGUUUGACAAGGAGGAGCCAAAUAGGUUUGACAAGGAGGAGCCAAAUAGGUUUGACAUUGAAAAACCGAAUGAACCUGCUAGGGAAGAACCGAACGAACCUGAUAGGGAAGAACCGAAUGAACCUGAUAGGGAAGAACCGAAUGAACAUUCUAAAUGGAUAAGCUCUUUGGAAAGGGCGCGAGUGAGGGAAAAGUUCCACAAGCAGGUGCACAAGUACACAGAGGGCGUGGAAUCUGAAAUAUUCAAAAGCAAAAUAAUGAUAAAGUUCUACAAGUUCAGCUAUAAUUUCUUUUACUUUUUAUAUGAGAUAGAACACGAUUUUAGAAGAAUACGUGCUGUUAUGGAAAAGGACAUUCUGAAUUUUAAAAAAAAAAAAAAAAAUGGAAAAGCAGAUGAAGAGAAAGAGGUAGAAAGAGAAUCUUUGUUUAUUAAUUCAAGGAUUAACAACCAUGUCUUAGAAAACAAUGAAAUGGUGAGUUGCACUCCCAAAGAGAAUUCACAUUCGGUCAAAUUGGUUGCUGGGUAUAGUGGCACUAAAGGGAGUAAUGAAGGAAAUGGAAUAAUGACCUCUGAUAUUAGACAUGUGAAGAAGGAUGAUUAUGAUGAUGAGCUUGAUUUUUUUAAAGUAGAAGAAGAGGAGGAGGAUGUUCAUCACAGAAUUAGGAAGGGAAAAUUUCCAAAUCGAAGCAAGAGAUUUUCCUUCCUUGUUACAAAGAAAAAGAUGAACUUUUUUACGUUUGAAAAUUAUUUGGGUUUAUAUUUCAGUCUACUUUUUAUUGAAGAGUGUUUCUUCAUAGUGAGUAUAAUGAAUAUGUAUGAAGAUGCCAUUCAUAUUUUGAAUAUUUACAUAAGAAAUAGAAAAUCGAGUAAAAUGAAAUUUUUAACAUAUAUCAAAGCAGUUAAAAAUGAAUUUAAAAGAAAUAGGAAUGAUAAGAACUUAAUUAAUUUGAAUUAUUACUUUUUUGAUAAUGUCUACACAAAGAGUAUAAAGAAUGAAAUGAAGAAUGAAUAUUAUAAUUUUUUAAAAAUGAAUAAAUAUAUUGAUUGUAAAUAUUUUCUUUUUCGUAUUAAUUUACUCCUAAAUAAAUUGUAUAUUUCCAGUGGUGAUUAUGAGAAACAAGUAAAAUGUUUAAAUGAUGCAUACAUAUUUAAUAAGAAAGAAAAAGAUGAAUAUAGAAUCUUAAAAUAUUAUAGCGACAUUGUACUCACAGGAACUUUUUGUCAAAAUUUUUUAACAUCUAUUUCAAAAUCAAAGAAUAAAAAUAUUUUAAUUAUAUUUCGCCUUUUUCUAGUUAAAUCUAUACAUUAUAAAAAUACAAACCCCUUUUUAAUCUACCUCAUUGGUAAUGUGUGCAACUUAUCUUGCAUGAUCAUCAAUGCUGUUCAUGAGUACACACGUGCUUAUACAUUUUUACUCAAAAGUAGAAGGAAGAACCAGCAGGAAAAGUUGCGAUUCAGCUAUGCCACGCGUAAGCCAAUCGUGAAGGCGGUUAAGAGGUGCAACCAGGAUGGCCUCGUGGGUGAUGAAGAGGAAGAAGUGAGAGAAGUGGGUGAAGAGGAAGAAGUGAGAGAAGUGGGUGAAGAGGAAGAAGUGAGAGAAGUGGGUGAAGAGGAAGAAGUGGGUGAAGAGACCGAAGAGGAAGAAGUGAGCAAAAUGGGUGAAGAGACCGAGGUGGAUGAAGAAAACUUGCUAUUCACGAAACUGAAACUGUGCAACCAUGGGAAGAAAAAAAAUGAAAUAGAAGAUAAUUUUGAAAAUAUUUCUGACAAUCUCAACUUCUUAUUCAGCCUGAUGACUUCAUACUUCAAUUACGCGAGUGGCUAUCGUGUCACUAAUAGAGAAUCAGUAAUGAUGACGUCAUUCUGUUUACUAAAUGAGUAUAUUACAAAAAGAUAUGAACAGAAAAUAACAAGAAAAAAAAAAAAGUAUAUGAAACGUUCGCAAUUUUAUAAAACGUAUAAAUAUAUAUACCUCGCAGAGAUUUUAUAUAAUUUGGGAAGAGCACUGCAUCAUUUAUCUUAUUUCAAUGAAUGCAUGAAAUUAUAUUUAAAUGUCAUUCAAUUGAUACGAAAGGCAAAUAAAGAAAUAAAAAAAAUUUGUACCCUAAAUAAUUUAAAUAUUAAUGAAAAGUUUAUAUUAAAUCAUGUAAUAAAUAUGAAAAAAUGUAUGUGUUACACUUGUUUAAAUUUUGCUACACAUUACCAAGAAAAUACUCAUUUAAAUAAUAUAAUUAAUUAUUACCACAAUUUAAAUUCCAAAUAUUUCAAUUUGUUUCUCCUCUUCUAUGACAAGAGACAUCUUUUGUUUUCUGCUUCCUACAACUUGAGUAUAAUUUUUAGGAGGCAAAACCGUUUCGAGCAAGCCAAGUAUAUACUUAGAAAUAUUAUAUGGGACUGA